AUGACUCAAAGUUCCAAAGAUGUCUUGGUACAUAGGGCUCGUUUUGCGGAACUCAAAGGUGCCAAUAUCACCGCACUUGCGUUUUCCCACGCUUCCAGAGCGGACAAAAGAACACCUUCAGAUUUGAGAUUGGCACUAGGAAGAUCUAAUGGUGACAUCGAGAUUUGGAAUCCACGCAAUGGCUGGUACCAAGAACUCAUAAUUCAAGGUGGUAAAGACCGCACAGUGGAAGGCUUGCUUUGGAGCAACUUGCCUGGAGAACCGCUGCGACUUUUCUCGAUUGGUGCAUCUACAGUGGUGACAGAGUGGGAUUUGGCAUCUGGUCUUGCAUUGAAAAAUUACGAUUGCAACGCUGGUGUUAUUUGGUCAAUGGCUUUGGAUUCGACUGGAACAAAAUUAGCUGUGGGAUGCGAUAACGGAUGUGUCGUGAUCGUUGACAUUUCAGGUGGACCAGGCGUCAUGGAACAUGAAGCCGUGUUACAGAGACAAGACUCUAGAGUUUUAUCUGUUGCGUGGAAAGGAACCGAGUCUGUAAUUGGAGGCUGUGCUGAUGGAAGAAUACGGGUCUGGAGCGCCACCAGCACCGAAGAAUUGAGGGGACGCAUUCUGCAUACUAUGAAGGUGGACAAGUCUAAAAAGGAAUCCACUUUGGUUUGGAGCGUCAUAUACCUUCCAAAGAAGGACCAGAUUGUGUCUGGUGACUCCACAGGCGCAGUCAAGUUCUGGGACCUUCAAUACGCAACGCUCACACAAACUUUUAAAAGCCACGAGGCAGAUGUAUUGUGCUUGGCGACGGACGAAACAAACUCAAAGGUUUUCAGCGCUGGCGUAGACCGUAAGAUCUAUCAAUAUAACCUUGCAUCUGCUAAUACCGCGAAAAACAACCUGAAAUGGGUUGUCGCUUCAAACAGACUAUUGCAUUCAAAUGACGUUAGAACCAUGGCUUCCUAUCAGUCCAAGGGUGCUGACUUUCUCGUUUCCGGUGGACUUGAGAAAAACCUUUUCAUAAGCUCAAUCUCCAAUUUCACAGACGGCACAUACACGAAAAUUCCAUACUUCGUUCCCUUCCACAAAAAUGCUCUCUUCAACGCUGAGCAGCGGUUGUGUGUGGUUUGGCAACAAUCAACAAUAAGAAUAUGGGCCGUGGGCAUGGACGCCGGUGAUGGAGAAAACUACAAGCUCUGCUGCAAGCUGACGCUGAACGAUGAACAAAACAUCUCUACGUGCGCACUUUCAAACGAUGGUCAAGUUCUUAUUGUUGGUAGACCCAGUACCACAAAGCUUUUUCAUUUACAUCCUUCUAAUGGCAAAUUAAAAGUAACCAAACUGGACAACGAGUUCCUACUGAGAACAGGUGCCAAACACAUUAAAUUCAUUGACAACUCUAAUAUACUCCUGGUUUCGUCAAAGGAUGAGGUUUUGAAGCUCGAUCUUGAAGAUGAAGAAGCUGACGAAGAAGCAACAGAAAUCGAGCUGCCUGCUCUAUCCGAAGAGCUAGAGUCUUCUAAAUGCCCUCACAUUGCAUCAAUCAAUCAAAUCGACUGUCGGGAUUCCGUUGCCGUUGUAACACGGACUUGCGGGGCCCUGGACGUUAUAAAUAUCAGGGAUAACAGUGCAUCACCUGUUGCUCGUGUUUCUAAUUUCAUCGCUGCCGUUCACAUAAGUUCAAAGGGCACUGCUUUGCUUACAACCGCAGAUAACAAACUAUUAGAGCUGUUCCUUAAAGAAACUGACGAAUCUCCCAUUGGAGCCAUGUCAGUAUGGUGCAAGAAAAACAAAGACUACCUGCCAAAGGAGUUUGAGAGUUCAAGAAACAAGUUUGUUGGGAUUUUUAGUGGCGGACAAUCCCAGGAAAGAAUUUGGGUAUGGGGUGUUAACUGCUUAGCUAGCUUCGACAUGUCACAAGACCUUCCAAUAAGCACACGGAAAAGACCAAAAAAGCAUAAGAUCGACGGUAAUUCUAUCACUGACAGAAGUGAUAAUGUUAACGGAGGGGAAGAUGAUGACGAAGACGAUGACGAGCUAGAGCGCAUAGCGCCACUAAUGAAGGAAAGGCCUUCUCCUGAGCAACUAACGAAACGUAUCAGCAAAGACAGUCAUCCAUUUUUCCUAACAGAAAAAUACAAAUCGAUUUUACUCGCCGACGUUUUAUCUAACAAGGAAAUCGUACUGAUUGAAAACCCAAACACGUCUAGAUCGGCAUCGCUACCGGCUUUCAAUCUUCCUAAAUUAGUAAUAUAG
Lachancea lanzarotensis is the source of this 2241-nucleotide messenger RNA. It is a transcript of the gene UTP4, whose product is annotated as LALA0S05e04016g1_1. Gene Ontology annotation, molecular function: protein binding; RNA binding. Gene Ontology annotation, cellular component: small-subunit processome; t-UTP complex; 90S preribosome. The coding region runs from base 1 to 2241 and encodes 746 amino acids. NCBI's taxonomy places the organism in Eukaryota, Fungi, Ascomycota, Saccharomycetes, Saccharomycetales, Saccharomycetaceae. The record is from RefSeq and is a predicted model, not a curated record. Gene Ontology annotation, biological process: maturation of SSU-rRNA from tricistronic rRNA transcript (SSU-rRNA, 5.8S rRNA, LSU-rRNA). The transcript has a single exon.